Molecule: messenger RNA, 2039 nt
Organism: Humulus lupulus (European hop)
Lineage: Eukaryota; Viridiplantae; Streptophyta; Magnoliopsida; Rosales; Cannabaceae
Product: 3-ketoacyl-CoA synthase 1
Exons: 1
Coding region: 267-1859 (530 amino acids)
Biological process (GO): fatty acid biosynthetic process
Cellular component (GO): membrane
Molecular function (GO): acyltransferase activity, transferring groups other than amino-acyl groups
Source: RefSeq, a predicted model, not a curated record
UAUAUAUUUAUAUAUAGCUUCACCAUUCCUACGGUUUAGCUAGCUAAGCUUCCAACUCUAUUUCUCUCUCUCUCAGAGACCUUCCUAAUCCAAACUAUUCUUAAACGUGUAGGGCUUUGCUUUCAUUUUCAGCUUUUGUUGGGUAUUUAUAGUUGAGCUUCUUAUACACUGGAAAAGUACCUUCUUUUAUUUCUCUUUAUAAAUUUAAACACACAAUAUUAUUGUACAAUAACAGCUCAUUGGGUUGGAAAGAAGAAAAAGUAAGAAUGGAUAAUAGCAUAGACAUGGAUAAGGAGAGAUUGACGGCGGAGAUGGAUUUUACAGACUCGUCGUCGGCCGUCAUUAGAAUCCGGCGACGGUUGCCGGAUUUUUUAAAGUCUGUCAAACUGAAGUACGUCAGACUUGGUUAUGGCUACUCAUGCAACGCAGCCACUAUUCUCAUGUCCCUUUUUGUUAUUCCUCUCGUAAUUUCUUUAAUCAUUCAAAUCACCGGUCUAAAUCUAGACCGAAUUCCUGAGAUAUGGACCAAUCAAGCGGUUCGGCUCGAAAGCAUCGACGCCGCGACCAGACUGGCCGGUUCGGCCGUGCUGCUCUUCCUACUGGCUCUAUACUUGACCAGGCGGACCAGACCUGUUUACUUAGUGGACUUCGCGUGUUACAAACCGGGCGAUGAGCACAAAAUGUCAACUGAGACGUUCUUGAAGAGGUCGGAAGAGAGCGGUUCUUUCACUGAUGAAACGCUCCAUUACCAGAAGAGAAUCUCGACCCGGUCCGGCCUCGGCGACGAGACUUACUUUCCUCGUGGAAUUACGUCUAGCCCACCUAAUCUCAACAUGGAAGAAGCCCGGUUCGAGGCGGAGACCGUCAUGUUCGGCGCCUUGGAUGCGCUCUUCGCCAAAACAGGGGUCAAACCCAGAGACAUCGGAAUACUAAUAGUCAAUUGCAGUUUGUUCAACCCAACACCGUCUUUGUCCGCCAUGAUUGUCAACCACUACAAGCUCCGCACGGACAUUAAGAGCUACAAUCUCGGCGGAAUGGGCUGUAGUGCCGGCUUAAUAUCUGUUGACCUUGCUAAAGACUUGCUUAGAGCGAACCCAAAUACUUACGCCGUAGUGGUCAGCACCGAGAACAUUACCCUCAACUGGUACUUUGGUAACGACCGUUCGAUGCUCCUCUGCAACUGUAUUUUCCGAAUGGGCGGCGCGGCCGUUCUCCUCUCGAACAAGUCCCGGGACAGUGCCCGGUCCAAGUACGUUCUGUCCCACACGGUGCGGACCCACAAAGGAGCCGACGACAGGAACUACAACUGCGUUUUCCAGAGGGAAGACGAAAAAGGAUAUGUCGGGGUUUCGCUGGCGCGUGAGCUCAUGGCGGUAGCCGGAGAGGCGUUGAAGACGAACAUCACCACUCUGGGUCCUCUGGUUCUGCCCUUCACCGAACAAUUCCUUUUCUUCAUGACCCUGAUCAGGAAAAAGCUAUUUAACUCCAAGGUGAAGCCUUACAUACCGGAUUUCAAGCUGGCUUUCGAGCAUUUCUGCAUUCACGCCGGCGGGAGGGCCGUACUGGACGAGUUGCAAAAGAACAUGCAACUCAGUGACUGGCACAUGGAACCAUCGAGGAUGACACUCCACCGGUUCGGGAACACGUCGAGUAGCUCGCUCUGGUACGAGCUGGCCUACACUGAGGCAAAGGGUCGGGUCUCAAGGGGUGAUCGGGUCUGGCAAAUCGCUUUCGGGUCGGGUUUUAAGUGUAACAGUGCGGUUUGGAAGGCCCUCAGGGCCAUUCCCGGUGGACAAAGUACUGGGAAUCCCUGGAGUGACUCGAUUGACCGGUACCCUGUUAAAGUGGUUACUGGUUAGGGAUGUCCACGUGGCCAAACGUAAGUGGUCCAGGGAUACCCAGGAGUGAAAUAUUACUAUUUAAUUUAGUGGCCGUUUGUUUAGAAUCCGUAAAUUACUAUUUUACAAUUAAUGGAUCUAUUACUUUGUCUUUGCUAGACUAUAUAUAUAUAUAUAUCACAAUGUAUUUUCAUUUUUAUU